Daphnia pulicaria is the source of this 1705-nucleotide messenger RNA. It is a transcript of the gene Got2, whose product is annotated as aspartate aminotransferase, mitochondrial-like. Gene Ontology annotation, molecular function: L-aspartate:2-oxoglutarate transaminase activity; pyridoxal phosphate binding. The transcript has 7 exons. The record is from RefSeq and is a predicted model, not a curated record. Gene Ontology annotation, cellular component: mitochondrion. Lineage: Eukaryota; Metazoa; Arthropoda; Branchiopoda; Diplostraca; Daphniidae. The coding region runs from base 94 to 1383 and encodes 429 amino acids. Gene Ontology annotation, biological process: L-aspartate catabolic process; biosynthetic process.
CAGGAAAUCCAGUCGGAGGAAAUCACCAAUUGCCAAUUGCAGACGUGCAAUUGUGUCCGGUUUCAUACUUUCAUUGGUUCCGGUCAGCACAACAUGGCACUCAUCUCGUCACUGAAAUUUUUUUCGCCGUCAACUUUGACUACCGCCCAAAAUGCUUUGUCCGUUUCGUCUAGAAAUUCCUCAUGGUGGAGUCAUGUCGAGAUGGGACCUCCUGACCCUAUCUUGGGAGUAACUGAAGCCUUCAAGCGUGACACCAACCCCAAGAAAAUGAACUUGGGUGUAGGAGCCUACCGAGAUGACAAUGGAAAACCAUUCAUCCUGCCAUCUGUGAAAUUGGCUGAAGAGGAAAUCCAGAAGAAGAACAUGGACAAGGAGUACUCGCCUAUCUCCGGUAGUCCAGAAUUCUGCAAAGCUACCAUCAACCUUGCCCUUGGAGAGGACAAUGAAUGGACUAAGAAUGGAUUGAAUGCUACUGUGCAAGGAAUUUCAGGAACUGGUUCCCUCCGUAUUGGUACUUCUUUCUUGUCUGCUUUUUUCCCUGGCAACAAAGACCUGUAUAUGCCAACACCCACAUGGGGCAAUCACGUUCCUCUGGCCAAGCACGCUGGUUUGGGAAUUAAACAGUACCGAUAUUACGAUCCCAAAACCUGUGGUUUCGAUUUCCACGGGGCUCUGCAAGAUAUUGCUAAAAUUCCCGAACGUUCCAUGAUUCUUUUGCACGCUUGUGCUCAUAAUCCUACUGGAGUCGAUCCCAAACCAGAGCAGUGGGCUGAAAUGUCCAAAGUAAUUAAGGAAAAGAAACUGUUUCCUUUCUUCGAUAUGGCCUACCAAGGAUUUGCAUCUGGUGAUAUUGACAAAGAUGCUACCCCAGUCAGGAUGUUCUUGAAGGACGGACACCAGAUCGCCCUUUCCCAAUCGUACGCCAAAAACAUGGGCUUGUACGGCGAACGUGCAGGAGCCUUCUCCCUUAUCUGCAGCUCUAAAGAAGAAGCUGCUGCCACCAUGUCGCAGCUGAAGAUUAUCAUUCGUCCCAUGUAUUCUAACCCACCAGUCACUGGUGCAAGAAUCGCUACAGAGAUCCUUACAACCCCAUCCAUACGUUCUCAGUGGCUGAAGGAUGUGAAAGGCAUGGCCGAUCGAAUCAUUUCAAUGCGCCAACUUCUACGUUCCAACUUAGCUAAGGAAGGAUCAUCCAGAGACUGGGCACAUAUUACCGAUCAGAUCGGUAUGUUCUGUUUCACUGGAAUGGCACCUGCUCAGGUGGAGAAGUUGACCAAGGACUUUAGCGUUUACCUAACUAAGGAUGGACGUAUUUCAGUUGCUGGAAUCACGUCAAAGAACGUUGAAUACUUGGCGCACGCCAUGCACCAAGUGACGAAAUAAAAAGCUCCAAAAUGUCCCUCCGAUGAUAUUCUAGGAUAUGUAAUCCUGUUUAUCAGCUAGCUGCAUCAUAGUCAACUGUCGGAUCACCACGUUAUGGAGACCUGCAAUCGCCCUUGGAACCCCCCACUCCUUAAUGGAUGUUAUCCUUCCCGGUUAUUAUUUCCACUUGUUUACUUUAAUGGUUAUGGUAGUCCUCGAACUUUUAGCGAUCGGAGAAGAUAAGUCACCACUGGAUGGGACAUCCGAGUAUAUCUUUAAUCUUAUACAAUUCUGUUCAUGAAUACAGAUGGUGAUAGUCUUGUCGGUUGACGACCCAACUAAA